Messenger RNA from Aspergillus steynii IBT 23096, 2007 nucleotides. Its product is annotated as amidase family protein. Lineage: Eukaryota; Fungi; Ascomycota; Eurotiomycetes; Eurotiales; Aspergillaceae. The transcript has 3 exons. Bases 1 to 2007 code for a protein of 668 amino acids. The record is from RefSeq and is a predicted model, not a curated record.
AUGAAAGGUGCCACUGCAGUUCAAACAACCCACAGGUCUAUCAAGGCGCUCGAGAGAGCACCCCAAGGGAUCAUCUAUGAAUCGGGAAAUACGACAUAUUUCGCUGAUUCCAAACAUUCUCGCAGAGUUCUACACUACUCAGACCAGAAGGAGGAUGAUAAAUUGAUUCCAGUAACAGCCAUCGUCGCCAACCAAACCCAUAUCACUGGCGAGCUCCUUGAAGCCACUAUUGGCAGCUACCUUGAAGGUGACGAUGUUAUCUCCCACGGCUUUUUGGCAAACAUUUACCUGUCAUCCUCCUUUCCUCAUAGCAGUCUGGACCAGACGGCCAUAGAAUACCUCGCCAAUCGUGCAGUCGACACAGUAUUUAUUGAUUCAAUUAUCUUUGACCCUGUUCCGUCGGGCUUUGUCUCUAUUUGUGACACUUCGGAUAGACCUCUACCAUCUGGCCCCUAUACAGCCAUUAUCUCCGACGACAGCAUCACCCUUCUCACUACCUAUCGGUUAUAUAUCGAUAGCUUUCGCAGCUUCAUCACUGGCAUGUACCCAUCCAAUGAUGGAGUGGGAACUUUCUUUCCGCUCCAGUCCAUGAGCUCGAGAUUAUGGGGCCCGAUAAUCCCCGUCCCUAGUCGCAUCUACUCCUGGGCAGACCAGCGUCCACUGGCUGGAGUCCGAGUAGCUGUUAAAGAUCUCUUCGAUGUCCGCGGGCUACAGACGCCAGUCGGUAGUCAGGCCUGGGUCUCUAUUACUCCAAUUGCCAACGCCACAGCACCAUCUAUCCAGAGAUUGGUUGAUUUCGGCGCCGUCCUUGUCGGAAAGUACAAGCUCGCGCAAUUCGCCUCCGGCGCAGACCCGUGGGAAUGGAUGGACGAGCACCAUCCCUUUAACUCGCGCGGCGAUGGGUACCUGACUUGCUCUGCAUCCUCUUCCGGGGGCGGCUGCUCGGUAGCAGCAUACGACUGGCUGGAUGCAGCUAUAGGUAGCGAUACAGGUGCGUCGAUGCGUCUGCCUGCAGCGGUAUCGGGCACGUAUGGAAAUCGGCCCAGCCAAGGGAUGAUUUCUUUCGAUGGUGCUGUUCCCCUAAACCGGGCGCAAGACACGGCGGGCGUGUUCUCGCGUAAUCCGGUCGCAUGGGCGCGAUUCGCAAAGACGUGGUAUACCCAAGAGAUGCAUCAGAAUUCGGCUGUCACUGGCCUUUCGCCGCUGAAUGUCCCCGACACUAUGAAGUUCCCGUCGCGCGUUUUAUAUCCCGACGAGCAUUUCCCGAUGAAGAAUCCCGCUGCGCAGGUGAUCCUGGAUACGUUCAUUUCUAAGAUGUCGGCGUUGUUCAGCCUGGAUGUUCACCAUUUUAAUUUGACCAGGAUGGUCGACAACGCAUCUAUCUACUCGAACACGACAAGCCCCUGGGAAUCGAUCAUGAAUGCCUCUAUCAUGCUAGGUUCCUGGUCUCAGCAUGUUGAUGUCGCUGGUCCACUCAUCUCGGAAUGGGAAGCCCGAUAUGACGGACGAUUCCCACCCGUCGAGGCGCAGUGGCGCGCCUUAUGGUCGCAGUUCAAUGCUAGCCUCGUCACACAAGAGGCAUACAACAAGGCUUUGGUGAGUAAAGCGACAGCGGUAGAUUGGUUCGAGAAGAAUGUGCUGUACGAGACGCCGGAGUCAUGUUCGGAGUCGCUGUUACUGUGCGACAUUGGCACAGGAGGUGUCCCCAGCUUUCGCGAGAAGGAACUAAACGACGGGCCGAAUGCGACAUAUGUAACUCUGACUGGACAGGGGGCCCUGCCGUGUGCCAGCAUUUGUCCGAUGUUUGGAUGCGCCGAUUAUACCAUCCCGAUAGGCCAGGUUGACUACCAGUCUCCUAUCACAAUGGUUACAGAGCAGUUGCCUGUCAGUGUUAAUAUGAUUGCUCGACGAGGCUGUGAUCUCAUGUUGUUUAAUAUGGUGGAGAAAAUGGCCGAGGCAGGGAUUCUGCAGACGGUGAAAACGGGACGGACGGCAUUUGAGGUUUAG